AUGGUGACCACUGACGUUCUUCGUCAAGAUCACGUCCUGGAUCUUGCCGCGAGAGCUAUCCAGCCAGCAGACGAUAGCCAGCCGAGCCUCAAAACAUCAUAUGAAGCUGUUGCUCUAAUCGGACAUGCAUCCAUGACAGCAGUGGGUUUCAAGCUGGUAGGCCUUGGAGAAGACCACAACUUAGAAACAUCUACAAAUACACCCUCCCUCCCCACACAAUGGAACGCUAACGAUACCUUUGCCUUUCGAUACACACAUGACCAGUCAUCCAUGGAGUACCUGCUUAAAGUGAGUCGACUGGGAAACAACGCUGUUGUCUUUGCGCUGGCCCUGGGUGAUGACCGCACCAGCUCAUUCGAUCUCCCCGCCAAAGACUUCAUCUCCGCAUCUGCGCUCCCCCUAUCAUCCUCAGACAAUGUUGCAGGCUCUCUACGGGAUGUGUUCAUUUCGCCAGCUCGUCUGAGCGAUUUGAUCGGACUCUUCAAAAUCAACGUCAUCCAGAAACUUGCGCCCGGGUUGCACAAAGAAGGCUACGAAGAGAUACCCCAGGUUUCCAGAGAAAGACCACAGGAAGGAAGAGCCCGAGAUCCUCUGCGUGAUGAUUUCCCUCAGCCUGCUCGUCCCUAUCCAUUUGAUGACCCUCUAUCUGCAGCUCCUCGCCACCCCAACCCUGUACCAGACUUUGCCCCGCCCGGGUUUGAAGAUGAAUUUGAGAUCAACAGCCCUCCACGAGGAUACCCAGCAGGACUUGGUGGUGGAGGCAGAAACCCGUACAAUAUUGGAGAAAGAGAUCUUUACCCAGCUGGACUUGGACCUCAUGAUCCGCUCCGCGGAAGCAUGGGCCCUGGCUUUGGCCCCAGUGGCGGGGGAUGCAUCCCACCUUUGAUGAUCCCCUCUUCGGUGGGGGUGGUGGUGUAG
This is a messenger RNA of Penicillium canescens, 918 nucleotides long. Its product is annotated as proteasome inhibitor PI31 family protein. Gene Ontology annotation, molecular function: proteasome binding; endopeptidase inhibitor activity. Lineage: Eukaryota; Fungi; Ascomycota; Eurotiomycetes; Eurotiales; Aspergillaceae. The record is from RefSeq and is a predicted model, not a curated record. Gene Ontology annotation, biological process: proteasome-mediated ubiquitin-dependent protein catabolic process. The transcript has 2 exons. The coding region runs from base 1 to 918 and encodes 305 amino acids.